Molecule: messenger RNA, 8046 nt
Organism: Pteronotus mesoamericanus
Lineage: Eukaryota; Metazoa; Chordata; Mammalia; Chiroptera; Mormoopidae
Gene: LAMB3
Product: laminin subunit beta 3
Exons: 30
Coding region: 3963-7469 (1168 amino acids)
Biological process (GO): animal organ morphogenesis; tissue development; basement membrane assembly
Cellular component (GO): laminin trimer
Source: RefSeq, a predicted model, not a curated record
GGGGAGGGAUCCAGGUAAAGAAGAGAACUGCCUCCAGGCUCUGCAUAAGGCAGUGUAGUGUGUGCUUACACAGUUUCUUUCCUGCCAGACUCGUUUUAUUCACAGGUGCUUGCAUUGUAAGGGUCACUGAUAACUAUUUACUCAGGUGCCCGGUUAUGCACAGGUGUGUGUGUGUGUGUGUGUGUGUGUGUGUGUGUGUUUACAUGAUAUCAGUCUCUCUGCCUACAGGCAUUUGUGUAUGUACUUCUGUGUAUCAGGGAACUGCCAUGAAAUCCAAAUUGCCCUUUGCCCCUUCAGAUGUGAAGUUGGGGACCGGCUGAAGGGAGGCGAAGGUGGAAGAGGAGCUGUUGGUAAAGGGAGGAAAAUUGCAUAACAAAGGACCAAGCAGAGAUUAAUAUCAGUCGACAUUUUCUUUGAAUCUUCCUUAUAAUUUUGGAGAAGUCUCUAAUAACUGGCAGAAAUGAUUUGUGAGCUUUGCCAAGACCUGCGAGUGAGGCAAACGUUGUGGCUUUUGGAAGAACAUUAGUAUCAGGGCUUUUACCUCGUUUCUGCUCUGAAGGUGAGUCAGCCCAGCUUUGAACUCAAAACUCUGAAAUUAACAUGUCAAAGAAUUUCCUGUGUUUCUGUAACUCCAAGACGCAAUCUUUUGAGGUCAGCAGACUCCAAGUUAUCUGGGGUUCCUCUUUCUUGUGAGGUGCAGUGGUAGAGCGCAUCACUACCUCAGAAGAGUUCCCUUCCUUCCCUCUUUGAGAAUCUGACUUUGAUCCCCAGACCCCAGCAGCUUGCUGGCCAGGGCUGGGUAGAGAGGGCAGCAAGUGGCAUGGAUCGGGGUUGCCUGUAGAGUUGGCGUCGCUGGUUUAGGUGGUAGCUGGGGUUGAGUGGCAGACGAAGGAAAUAAAAGGCUGAGGAAUCCAGGAUCACAUCCUACCUAGGAAUUUCUGACACCGCCCCUCUGCCUGAGUGGGGAAGGAGCGCCUGGCCCCUAAGGUAGGGGACUAGGUAGGGCCUGGGAAACUAAGCCCAUGCUUUAAAGCACUGAGGUCACUAGCGAUGUAAAGCCUUGUGUUGCAUCACACAGGUCAGACACAGGUUAUAGCUAGGAAGGUCUGAGCAGCCGUGGUGACCAACCGUCUGUUUUUGCCCAAGACUGAGAGAUUUCCCUGGGAUGUGUGACUUACUGGGCUGAAACUGGGACCAUUCCCAGCAGACUGGAACAGUUAGUCACCCCACCCUAGACUCUACCCCAAGAGUUAAUCCUUGCCAUUUCUAGGAAGACAAAGAAAGCCAAUUUAGAAUUUAUUUUCCAAAUCCCUUUCUUCCAAAAAUUAAAGUACCGAGAACCAUGUGCAGAGGGAACAAUCAACAAAGGCAACUUAUGGUCCAAGGGGGAAGUACAGAAGAGGAUAGCGCUCUCUCUACAACUGUGCCUCGGAGACUGAAGGAGCAGGGGACAGAGGUCUUUUGGCUGGUUGGUUGUGUAUGAACCUCAAUUACUGGUGGUAGUAUUUUGUUAACCAACUGCUUGCUGCCUCCUGAAGUCAUUACCCACCCUGGGGUUCCUCGAGGUAGGGAGUGGAUCAUCGCAUGAGAUGUGACAAAACUCCAACGUUUUUCAGUCCUUGAGUUAUUUUCAUUUCAUGUAAAUUUGUUUUGGAGAGAACGUUUCUUAUUACACAAAUAUCAAUAGAUGCUUAUUAAAUUUACAUACUAACCUUUAUCGUCCUCUGGUCUUGUAGAUUAGCGUCCUAGAGUCUAGACUUUUCUGUGUGGUUGCCUUGCUUUUUUCAUAAAUCUUGACAUACAACAAGACUCCCCACAUUCUCUCUGUACCCUUAAAACUAAGUUACCUUCUCAACAUCCUUAUUUGUAGCAGUAGCAUUUCCAUUUUACUUGUUCUCUGGGCUUGAAAUAUGGUGGCAUUUUCUUGGAGAGGCCUUCCCUGACCAAUUCAGCCCAUUCUUCUCUACCCAAUGCCUGGCAUUUUUCUUAAUAGCACUUAGUACCUGAGUUUAUAUUGAUAUAUUUAUUGGUUUGCUUUUUGUGUUGUCUUCCGUGUCCUUUGCAGAAAGCUUCAUGAGGGCCUGGACUUUGUUUAGUUCCCUCUGUGUCCCCAGGGCCCAGGAUAUUCCUAGGUGCAUAGUAGGCACUUAAUAGGUAACCAUGGGAUUAAUGAAUGUCCUCCCCACCGGAUUGUGAAGCCUGGUUGGGGAACGACCAUGUUUAUGAAGUCUGCAUGCAGUAAGACUUUUAGUGGAUGUUCAAAGAAUCAUUAAGGAUUUUUGCGGGGGAGGGCAGUUUUUUGCUAUUAGUCCUCUCCUCUCUAACCCAUCUCAAAUGCUACUAUGAAAUAAAUCUUUCUAAAUUACAUUUUUAUUCUUAAUUGCCUGUUUAAAGCCUGGGAUGAUUUCUCGCACACGUGAUGAAUCCCUGGAGUCUGCAUGUUGGAUUUGCUUGACUAAUAUUCAUGGAGUCCAGGACCUCUACCAUCUGAUCUUCCCUACUCGCCUAUUUUUCUCUCUCAUUCUUCUCUGACAAGAACCCUUUGCUCCCUCAGAAUUGAAUUAUUCUGCAACUACACAGCUUGGAAGAAGACCCCACAAUCCAGAAGAGAAUGCAGCUCACCAGGAACCUGCUCUUACUAGACCCUGAGUCGCUGUGCCAGGCAUCUGACUACAGAGUUUACAAGGAGCUAUGUCUCUUGUUGGAGAGAGUGCCCACCUGAGAUUGAGCUGGAACUUCACAUUCGUGAACACCAAUGUAUAUUUAUUUGCACUUGAGCUGAUGGGUGUACACAUCUCUGAGUUAUAGGCCCUGGAGAGUUUGCAGCCCUUACAGAAGAGAGUGAAGAGUGGAGUGGAAUGUACAAAGCACAGACUCUCAGACGCUGGAGAGAGAAUGGCCCAGGUGGAGAGAGCAGCUGGGCCAACAGCCUGCGACAGGAGCAGCCUGGUAAUUCAGAAGCAGAGCAAGGAGGACAUGUGUCUGGAAUGGAAGGAGAAAGGGCGAUAGCGUGGUGCUGUUGAGAAGUAAUGAGGGGCCGUAUCCUGUGGGGCCUCUGUAAGGGCUUUGGCUUUGACGUUGCCUGCAAUGGGGAGCAGGUGCAGGGUUCUGAGCAGAAGAGGCCGUGACCUGUUGUCUUGGGACUGGACUGCAGGCUGGUAGAGAGCUCAUUGCAGAAGCCUGGGGAAGAGAGGCUCGGGCCAGGAGGGUAGAAGUGGUCCUGGCUGCCUUCGGAAAUGCCUGAUAGAUUGACGUGGGAGUGCGAGAACCAGGAGUCAAGUGGCUAGCCACUUUCCUGAGGGAAAUAACAUCCUGGACUUGGCAGGAGCACGUGGGGGGCCCAGAGAAAUUGCCUCUUUCUUCCUGCAAAGCCAAGCCACGCCCUGGACUUGCCCCAGCCUGUGAUGUCUGAGACACUAAAGGCUUAUUUACCUGGGCUCCUGCCUCCUAAGGGGGGAGUAGGAGGGGGAUUUAAAGGCGGUCCGGGACACAAGAGGAAGCCGAGCCCUACAAGCCUUGAGAAAACGCCCCAUACAGUGCCUGCCACAAAUGCCAGCGCCCUUCCUGCCCUCCGAACCCUGGUCCAGAAUGACCACGAAUGUCUGCCUGGUGCUUUCAGUUUGCAGGGCUCCUCUCCACCCCGCAAGGCACCCAAAGGCAGGUGGGCACUGCCAAGCUCACUGUGAGGCCCCGGGGACAAACCCACUUGCCCAGUCCUGUCCUGGGGCGGUGGGGGUGCAGUGACGGCAGAUGGGCGUGCCAGCUGCCAGAUUCCUGAGACCCGCCCUGCAGUGGGCUGCGCCCAGCCAGGGAGUCUCCAGAGGUGAGGCCGUUGUUUAAAAACUGGGAGCCAGGAGCGGAGCCCCCCUCACUCAAGGGUGCUCUCAGGCGAUCUGGAGAGAGAACCGUGGCAGCAGGGAGCCAGGUGAGGUCCUCUCUGGGGAUCACCCCAUUGGCUAAAGAUGAAUCCACUCCUUCUCCUGUGGUUUGUCUUGCCCAGCUUCCUGUAUGCGCAGCAAGCCUGCUCCCGUGGGGCCUGCUAUCCCCCUGUUGGGGACCUGCUCAUUGGGAGGACCCGGUUUCUCCGAGCUUCAUCCACCUGUGGACUGACCAGGCCUGAGACCUACUGCACCCAGUACGGCGAGUGGCAGAUGAAAUGCUGCAAGUGCGACUCCAGGAUGCCUCACAAUUACAACAGUCACCGAGUGGAGAAUGUGGUUUCGUCUUCAGGCCCCACACGCUGGUGGCAGUCGAAGAACGAUGUGAACCCUGUCUCUCUGCAGCUGGACCUGGACAGGAGAUUCCAGCUUCGAGACAUCACAGUUCACUUUAAGGGCCCCAUGCCCGCCGGGAUGCUGAUCGAGCGCUCCUCAGACUUCGGUAAGACGUGGCAUGUGUACCAGUACUUGGCCACCGACUGCACGUCUGCCUUCCCCCGUGUCCACCAGGGCCAGCCUCAGAGCUGGCAGGACGCUCGGUGCCGGUCUCUGCCCCCAAGGACGAACACGCACCAAGAUGGGGGUAAGGUCCAGCUUAACCUUAUGGAUUUAGCCUCUAGGAUUCCAGCAACUCAGAGUCAAAAAAUUCAAGAGCUGGGGGAGAUCACAAACUUGAGAAUCAACUUCACCAGGCUGGCCCCGGUGCCCCAGAGGGUCUACUAUCCCCCCAGUGCCUACUACGCAGUGUCCCAGCUGCGUCUGCAAGGGAGCUGCUUCUGUCAUGGCCACGCCGACCGCUGCGCCCCUGAGACCGGAGCCCCUGCAGGGAGCGUGCAGGUCCACGACGUCUGCGUCUGCCAGCACAACACUGCCGGCCCCAACUGUGAACGCUGUGCGCCUUUCUAUAACAAUCGGCCCUGGAGACCUGCGGAUGACCAGGACCCACAUGAAUGCCAAAGAUGUGACUGCAAUGGCCACUCAGAGACAUGUCACUUCGACCCAGCUGUGUUUGCCAACAGCCAGGGGGCACAUGGAGGGGUAUGUGACAACUGCCGGGACCACACCGAAGGCAGGAACUGUGAGCGGUGUCAGCUGCACUUUUUCCGGAACCGGCGCCCUGGUGCUCCCAUCGAGGAGACCUGUAUCCCCUGCGAAUGUGACCCGGAUGGGGCGGUGCCGGGGGUUCCCUGCGACCCAGUGACCGGGCAGUGUGUGUGCAAGGAGCACGUGCAGGGGGAGCGCUGUGACCUGUGCAAGCCAGGAUUUACAGGACUCACCUACGCUAACCCACAGGGCUGCCACCGCUGUGACUGCAGUGUCCUGGGGUCCCGACCCGACAUGCCGUGUGAUGAGGAGAGCGGCCGCUGCCUGUGUCUGCCCCAUGUGGUGGGCCCCAAAUGUGACCAGUGCGCUCCCUACUACUGGAAGCUGGCCAGUGGCCAGGGCUGCGAGCCGUGUGCCUGUGACCCAAACAACUCCCUCAGCCCCCACUGCAACCAGUUCACAGGACAGUGCCCCUGUCGGGAAGGGUUUGGGGGCCUGACGUGCAACGCUGCUGCCAUCCGCCAGUGUCCUGACCAGACCUACGGAGACACGGCCGUGGGAUGCCGAGCCUGUGACUGUGACUUCCGGGGAACCGAGGGCCCAGGCUGUGACAAGGCCUCAGGCCGCUGCCUCUGCCGCCCUGGCUUGACCGGGCCCCGCUGUGACCAGUGCCAGCGAGGCUACUGUGACCGCUACCCAGUGUGCGUGGCCUGCCAUCCUUGCUUCCAGACCUAUGACGCCGACCUCCAGGAGCAGAUCCUACGCCUCGACAGCCUCCGCAAUGCCACCGCCGCCCUGAGGCUCCGUCCGGGCCUCGAGGACCCCAGUCUGGCCUCCCGGAUCCUGGAUGCAAAGAGCAAGAUUGCACAGAUCCAAGCAAUUCUCGGCGGUGCCCCAGCCACGGAGCGGGAGGUGGCCCAGCUGGCCAGUGCCAUCUUCUCUCUCAGGCGGACCAUGCAGGACCUACAGCGCCCUCUGCCCCUGGAGGAGACCUUGUCCCUCCCAGGAGACCUAGAGAACCUGGACAGAAGCUUCAAUCACCUCCUCAUUAUGUAUCAGAAUAAGAGGGAGCAGUUUGAAAAGAUCAGCAGUGCGGACCCUGCAGGAGCCUUCCAGAUGCUGACCACAGCCUACCAGCGGUCAUUCCAGGCCGACCGGCAGGUCUCUGACAGUGUCCGCCGGCUAGUCCAAGUCAGGGACAGCCGGAGAGAGGCCAAGAGGCUGGAGGAGCAGGUGGGAGGCGGAGGAGGAGCCAGUGGCCCCCAGCUUGCAGCCCUGAAGCUGCAGAUGGCUUCCUUGCCUGAUCUGACACCCACCAUCAACAAGCUCUGUGGGGGCUCCAGGGAGACAGCCUGCACCCCAGGAGCGUGCCCUGGAGAGCUCUGUCCCCGAGACAACGGCACAGCCUGUGGCUCCCACUGCAGAGGCGCCCUCCCCAGGGCUGGCGAGGCCUUCCGGACAGCAGGGCAGGUGGCCGAGCAGCUACGGGGCUUCAACACCCAGCUCCAGCAGACCAGGCAGAUGAUCAGGGCAGCCGAGGAGGCUGCGUCACAGGUGCAAUCCGAUGCCCAGCGCCUGGAGACCCAGGUGAGCACCAGCCGCGCCCAGAUGGAGGAAGGCGUCAGGCGCACACGGCUCCUUAUCCAGCAGGUCCGGGACUUCCUCUCAGACCCUGACACCGACGCGGCCACCAUCCAGGAGGUCAGCGAGGCCGUGCUGGCCCUGUGGCUGCCCACAGACUCCGCCACAGUCCUGCGGAAGAUGAGCGAGAUCCAGGCCAUCGCAGCCCGGCUCCCCAACGUGGACCUGGUGCUGGCACAGACCAAGCAGGACAUCGCCCGAGCUCGCAGGCUCCAGGCUGAGGCCGAGCAGGCCAGGAGCCGAGCCCACGCAGUGGAGGGCCAGGUGGAGGACGUGGCAGGGAACCUGCAGCAGGGCACCGUGGCGCUGCAGGAGGCUCAGAGCACCAUGCAAGGCACCAGCCGCUCCCUUCGGCUUAUUCAGGACAGGGUCACUGAGGUUCAGCAGGUGCUGGGGCCGGCGGAAAGACUGGUGACAGGCAUGAUGGAGCAGCUGGGUGACUUCCGAGCACGGAUGGAGGAGCUGCGCCGCCAGGCCCAGCAGCAGCGGGCACAGGCAGCCCAGGCUCAGCGGCUGGCGGAGGGCGCCAGCGAGCAGGCCCUGAGUGCCCAGGAGGGGUUUGAAAGAAUAAAGCAAAAAUAUGCCGAGCUGAAGGACCGGUUGAGUCAGAGCUCCACGCUGGGGGAGCAGGGCAGUCGGAUCCUGAGCGUCAAGACGGAGGCAGAGGAGCUGUUUGGGGAGACCAUGGAGAUGAUGGACAAGAUGAGAGAUAUGGAGUCAGAGCUGCUACAGGGGAGCCAGGCCAUCAUGCUUCGCUCAGCCGACCUGACAGGGCUGGAGAAGCGCGUGGAGCAGAUCCGCGACCACAUCAACGAGCGGGUGCUCUACUACGCCACCUGCAAGUGAUGCUCCAGCUGCCAGCCCUCGGGUGCACACAUCUGCCCCCUUUGCUUUGGGGGACAGGCUGCUUUGGAAUGCUUUCCAGCUCCUCUUGUUGCAGCCGAAAGCACCACCUGGACCACCCCUGGUGUGCAGCACUUCAGGUUACUCUGGGUCAGAGCUGAGCCUGAACUGACGGACAACCACACCUGAGGGACAAGAGAUGGCAGAGCGGAGCCAUGUCAUCAUGACGGGGGCGGGGUCUCAGGUGGAGGGAGCUCGGCUGGGCGGUGUCCUCGCUCUUUGGUCUCCAUGGAGGCUGAAUCCUGGACCGACACAAAACUUAAUCCAAAUGAUGUACAAGUAAAAAAGCCCAAUAAAAAUCUUUGGAAAGGAUCCUGGAGGUUCAAAGAGGGAAACGAGCGUGUCUCCUACCGAGUAAACCGUUACCACUUGUCUCCAUCUCCCAAGGCCUGGUGGUGUAGGAAGCACAGGCCGCCCCGCUCCGCGCAGUCCCGCUCGCUCCUCACCCACUUGGGGAGAUGGAGCCCCUCUGCCCAGGACCAGAUGGCUUCCACCGUGAGACACCAAGGAGCCAUUUCAU